Oryza sativa Japonica Group (Japanese rice) is the source of this 1994-nucleotide messenger RNA. RefSeq lists its product as uncharacterized. The record is from RefSeq and is a predicted model, not a curated record. Lineage: Eukaryota; Viridiplantae; Streptophyta; Magnoliopsida; Poales; Poaceae.
GAGGCGAGGCGAGGAAGAAGAGGAGGGGAAAACAUAGGGAGAGGGGAGAAGAAGAGGCAAAAACCCUAGCCCUAAAUUCUCUUCUCAAAGAUGGAACCAGACGUGGGGGCGGAAGACGCGGCGGCGGAUGCCUCCACCGGCGGUGGGUCUCGUCGGGGAUCCGUUCCCGGCGGUUCGGCCGCAGCAGCCUCUCGCGCCGCGCCUCCUGCUUCGCCGACGUCAGCGGCGGCGGCAACCACCCUCGGCGCGUCACCCGCUGCGGCUCCGCCGACGGGGCCAGCAAGCUCCCCCGCCGCGUCUCCUGCUUUGCAGACGUCAGCGGCGGCGGCAGCCUCCCUCGUCGUCGUCGAGCCUCCUGCUUCGCCGACGUCAGCGGCGGCAACCAUCCUCGGCGCUUCACCCGCUCCUGCUCUGCCGACGUCGCCAGAAACCUCCAUCCCCGCGCCUCCGCCUCCGCCUUCGCUGGUGAAAGUUUUAGAUAUGGACCGUGCCAAAACUCUGAUAAAAGAGCAAGACUGGGAUGCGGUUGAAGGAUAUAUAUGGAGUAUUCUUUGUGAUAAUCAAGAGCACUGUGUCGAUGACUUUGCUAGACUUCAUCCUGCGUUAUAUCUCAUGUUUCGUGAAGAGAAACUGUUUCAGCUAUUGGCAGAAAACAAGAUUGAUGAAGCUCAUAUCUUCUACCAACACUCAAUCGUUUCACUUGAGGACAGAGAUGGAAUUUUCUUACCUGUUGAUCUCGGUGUUAGGAUAAAAAAUUUGGACCCAUCUAAUUCUUCGUCGGUUCCUAUUAGAAGAAGCACGCAAGAAGAGCUCUCGCGCUAUGUGAAACUUUACUUUCCAAAAUCAAUUGGACGGGAGGAAUACACUACGUGUGAGCAAUUCGUGGAGAAACAUCAGCUGCAGAACAUUUCAUCUGAAAAAGAUUGCAUGAUUUGCCUUGCUUGCGGGUGGGAAGUUUUGGGUAUGUGGAAGAUGAGACCUCACUUCGUAUACGCACACCAUGUUAAGCACUGUUCAGGGGUGACUCAAGAUCUGUUGAAUAGAUUGAAAAAUAUUGAUGGUAAGCCUAUUCUAGAUUUUACUCAGUUGGUUGGCAAGUUUGAAAUGACAGCAUCUUCUAUGUCAAGCAAAUAUUCAUCAGCAACCAAGAAACUCAAAAGGAAGAAAACUGAUAUGGUUGCAUGUAGGUCUGGUUCGAAACGAUCUAGGGGAAAGAGAAGUGAAGAAAAAUCAGAGUUUUGUGAUGAAUUUGUUUUGGAGAAAGCUAAGCUAAUUCACGGUUUUUGUGUUGAUCUUGCCAACUUAAUGAAAACAUACGUUCCUGGGGAAGUACAUGUGUGUUAUAAGAAGAUUUUGGAUAUUCAGCUGGUUGCAUCUUCAUUGGAGUCUAACAUAAACCAAAUGAAGUUAAAAGAUGUUUUUGGGAGUAGUAAUGAGGACCUCUUUGGUGAUGACUUUGAUGAUGUUAUGCUCAAAAAGCUUUCUGAACUGUACAAGCUCUGUAUUGACCUAGGUAAGUUCACGAAGACAAGUGGUGUGAGGGAGGACUUGGCUCAUUUUGAGGAGGUACUUUUGAGGAUUGAGUCUGAAGUGGGAUGUACUUUGAGGGUCGCUGGGUUGAAGAGGGCCAUCUGGCUUUGAGGGUCUUGGGGAGCACAACCAUCAGGGGGUUGGGAAGUGACCUGGAAGACUUCGUGGUUGUUUUUGUUGGGGAGCUCACCUGGAAGACUGGUUUAGAAGAUGUUUUGAUUGUAUCUUUAUGUAUUUUGGGGGAGCGCACAAGACUUCGUGGUUAUUUCUGUUUUUGGAGAAGAUGUUUUGGUUGUAUCUUUAUGUGGAGUAGAUGUUUUGGAGAAGAUGGUUCUUUUUGUUUUUGGAGAAGAUGUUUUGUUUGUAACUUUUGGUUUUCAUCAUACCAAGAUAUGAUGAGGGACUAUGGGAAAGUUUGUGGUUUCAGCAGGAUUUCUGACCAUACGAUAUUUGUGGUUUCGUCA